AUGAGCAGCACGACGCACACCGUCGCGGCGAGCGGCGGGCCGCAGGAGGUCCGCCUGGGCGAGGACGUGAUGACGGUCCUGCCACUCGGCAGCGGCUGCGAGGUCGGCCGCUCUGCCGUCGUGGUCAAAUUCAAGGGCUCGACCGUCAUGUUUGACUGCGGCGUGCACCCGGGCCGCACCGGCUACGACGCGCUGCCCUUCUUCGACGAGAUCGACCCGACGGAGGUGGACCUGCUGCUGGUGACCCACUUCCACAUGGACCACUGCGGCGCGCUCCCAUUCUUCCUGCAAAAGACGGGCUUCGGCGGCCGCACCUUCAUGACGCACCCGACCAAGGCGGUGUGCAAGCUGCUGCUGCACGACUCGGUCAAGAUCGGGCACGACGACGGCCGCAUGUGGGACGAGGCCGACCUCGUCGCCGCCAUGGACCGCAUCGAGCUCAUCAACUACCACCAGGCCGCCGUGCUCUCGCACAAGGGCAUCCGGUUCUGGUGCUACAACGCGGGCCACGUGCUCGGCGCGGCUAUGUUCAUGAUCGAGGUUGAACCUUCCGAGACCCUUCCGAGACCCUUCCGCGACCCUUCCGCGACCCUUCCCGCGGCAGGUGCCGAGACGCCGACGGACCCGCCGCAUGUGCUCAUCGUCGAGUCGACGUACGGGGUGAUGUCGCACGAGCCGCGCGAGCUGCGAGAGCUGCGCUUCACCGCCGCCGUGCACGCGAUCUUGCAGCGCGGUGGAAAGUGCCUCAUCCCGGUCUUUGCGCUGGGGCGGUCGCAGGAGCUGCUGCUCAUCCUCGACGCCUACUGGCGCGAUCACCCCGAGCUGCACAAGGUGCCUCUGUACUAUGCGUCUGGCAUCGCCAAGCGCUGCAUGCGCAUCUACCAGACGUACAUCAACAUGAUGAACGAGAACAUCCGCGACGCACACGCGACGGGCCGCAACCCGUGGGAGUUUGAGUUUGUGCGCAACUUGCCCUCGUCUGCCCAGUUCAACGACUCGCAGCCGAUGGUCGUGAUGGCGUCGCCAGGCAUGCUGCAGCAAGGCCUGUCUCGGGAGCUCUUUGAGCUUUGGUGCUCCGACCGGCGGAACGGGCUCGUAAUGCCGGGCUACUCCGUCGUCGGCACGCUGGCCAACCACCUCCUCUCCGAGCCAAAAGAGAUCCAGACGAGCGGCGGCGACUGGGUCGCCGUCAACCUCACCAUCACCUACGUGUCCUUCUCUGCGCACUCCGACUUUACGCAGACGUCCGAGUUCAUCUCCGCCACGCGGCCACGCCACGUCAUCCACGUGCACGGCGGCGAGGAGGAGAUGAAGCGCCUCGCCCGCGCGCUCGCCAAGCAGUACAGCCCGAAGGAGGUCGAGUUCCUGACGCCUCAGAACUGCCAGCCCGUGCAGCUUCGCUUCCCGGGAGAGAAGAUUGCGCGUGUCGUCGGCUCGCUGGCGGAGGAGGAGCCGUCGGACGGCGCGCCGCUCGAGGCGCUUCUCCUGCUCAAGGAGAACAAGUACACCCUGCUCGCCCCCGCGGACCUCCACACGGCCACCGACCUCGCGACCACGCGGCUGCUGCAGCGGCCCCGCUUCCGGUUCGAGCGGCCGCCCGCCGCGCUCCUCUCGGCCGUCGGUCGUAUCUUUGAGCAGGCGGGGGAGGAGGCGGCAGAGGAGGGCGGGCCUUCGGCGUUGGCACGCCGGUGGCUGGUGCAGGGGCUGGUGGCGGUGGAGGUGUCGCCGGCGAGCAGCCUGGCGGUGCUGGAGUGGGAGGCGGACCCGAUCGCCGACACAGUCGCUGACGCGGUGUCGGCGCUGCUGCUGCAGCUGCAGGCCCAGCAGUUGCCCGAGGUGGCGGCGGCGGAGGAGCCCGCGGGAGGCGGCGGCGGCGGCGAGGGAGGCGGCGGCGGCGCAGGGGGCGGGCUCGACUUCGCCUUGCGGGUGCUCGCAGAGCAGUUUGGCGCGGUGGAGGAGGAGGAGGCGGGCGGGGCAAGGCGGCUGCAGGUCGCCGGCCACGCUGUCCGGCUGCACGGCGCGUCGCUGCCGUUCGAGCGCAUCGAGAGCGAGAGUGAGUUCGCGCUGCAGCGCGUGCGCGACGUGCUCGCGCGGGCGCUGGACGCUUGCCGGCCCGUGGCGGCGUGA
This is a messenger RNA of Emiliania huxleyi CCMP1516, 2127 nucleotides long. RefSeq lists its product as hypothetical. The coding region runs from base 1 to 2127 and encodes 708 amino acids. Gene Ontology annotation, biological process: mRNA 3'-end processing by stem-loop binding and cleavage. The transcript has 5 exons. The record is from RefSeq and is a predicted model, not a curated record. Gene Ontology annotation, cellular component: mRNA cleavage and polyadenylation specificity factor complex. Lineage: Eukaryota; Haptophyta; Isochrysidales; Noelaerhabdaceae. Gene Ontology annotation, molecular function: RNA endonuclease activity; 5'-3' exonuclease activity; RNA binding.